UCCGCGUUGUUUGUGGGUGUUCUCAGAGAGAAGAAAAGGAAAGCGUGUGUGGUGUCAUGUAGUAAAAAACAGUUGUAAACAGAAAUUUUCAAAAACUUGUGCAUAGAAUACACACCCUCUCUUGAGUCUCAAAGCUGUCGUUGUUGUGAUACAUUUUAUUUUUUAAGUUUCGGGUGGACGACGUGCAAGUGCAUUAUGGUGAGGACGUAAAACAUUUUUUGAGAGCUGCUAGAUACUGAGAAGAGGAAAAGACGCAAGUUCCAAGGGGGUGGAAAAAUGGAGCUGCAGGGCUUGGGUAAUCCGAUGGCCGGGGGUACGAGGCUCAUCGACCACAUCGUCGGGGAGGUCAAGUCCCAAGGUAUAUUUGACAAGUUCAGGAAGGAGUGCAUCGCCGAUGUCGACACCAAGCCUGCAUACCAAAAUUUAAGGACAAGAGUGGAAGGUUCCGUCAAUUCAUUUUUGAACAAACAAACUUGGAGAACCGACUUGAAUAAAACUCAGUUGCGUGAGACCUUGCGCAAGCACAUACACGAGGCACCAUAUCUUGAAGUUGGUGUAGAGAGAAUAGUAGAUCAGGUGGUCAACCCAAAGGUUUACUCAAACUUUAUGCCUAAAGUUGAGGAUGUGGUCUACAAGUUUUUAGGUAUCGAGAUGCCAAAGGCCCAGAGAAAUGGAACGUGUGAAUUAAAGGACUUGUUACCGAAAGAUUUGGAUCCCGUUUCACCCGAGUCUGACAGAAAUAGUUUGAAAGACGCGUCUUUAGGGUCCAUGGACAUGGAUGACGAGACAAACGAUGCAGUCAACAGUGGCGAGCAACAGCACAGUAGCAUCAACGUUGAAGAAAAAGAAGAAAAAGCUCACGUCACAGAAGCUCCAAUAAAUAAAGAAGAGCUUGUUGAAAAAGAGGAGCUUCAACAACUUAAGCAGGAGGAUGACAUUAAAAAGGAUGAAAGUGAUGUUGAAAAAAUUACAGAAGAGGUCAGUCAACAAGUUGAAGUUAGUUCACCGGUGAAGGCUGAUCUUAAUUGUUCCUUCAAGUCCGAUGAGACAAACAAAACAGAUGAAGAAGAAGAAGACAGUCCGGCUUUUGAGCCUAUUGACCUUAUGAACAUGAUAGAGUCGAACAUGUCGAACGACUCGCACAUGUCUGGCAUUUCCGAACUGACAAGCCACAGAUCCCGCAGUCCAGACUUUAUGACGGAAUUCUCACGUGACAACUUUGACUUCAGUAAUCAGGAUUCUCAACUGAGUAAGGUAUCAUCUGGUUCUCGCUUGUCGAUCGUCACUGAUUUUGGUUCCUCAAAUCACGCCUCGACUCCAGCACCGGACUCUAAAGAUGACUCCAAAGGUGCCAAAGAUGAUUUUAAGAGCAUUAGAGAUAUGGACUCUAGCAAAGACAAGUUCAAUUUUGAUGCCAUUAAAAGUAAGGAUAAAGAAAACAGCAAGAUAAGUAACUCGUCCAAAGAAAGUUCUCGCGAUGCCUCUGAUUACAGAGAGAGAGGCAGGGAGCAAUCAAGAUCAAAAUCAUCAAGGGAUAGACAUGAUUCGAAAAACAGCAGGGAGAGAGAUCGCGAUUCAAAGAGAUAUCCCAGCAGUAAAUUUGACAAGCAAUCGCAGAGUAGAAGCAAAGACAAACACGAGUCUUUGGAUUCGAGCAAGAAUCGAGAUGGCAAGUCCAAGGUGACAGAAAAAAAAGAUGAUACGCUCAAUGAAGCCAGAGACUUGAAAGACCUUUACAAGGAGAAAAUACGAGAAUUGUGGGAGAAAAAGGAGCUUACCGAGAAGGAGAAACUUGGCAAAGAUCACAAGGAUGCCGUCAAGAUUAUUAAUAACAAGGACAAAAACACCAAGGACAAGAAGGAGUGUUCGACCUCGUCCCGAGAAAAAGAAGACAAUCGUAGGAGCCACAAGUCCUCGUCAUCCUCGUCGUCCCGGAGCUCAAGCUACCACAAGAGCUCCAAGGACUCUCGUGACCGUAGCAGCAGCAACAGCAGCAGUAACAAGCGAGAUGAUCGCCGAAACUCUAAUGGCAAGUCAUCUUACUUGAACUCUCGCAGCGGCAAACGAGACUCAAAGUCUGAUAAUCACAACCACGACAGCAGUAAGAAGCGCCGCACCGAUAAAAAGUCGCUGGACGACCACUCGAGCCUUCGCAAGAACUUCAAUGACCGAAGGUCGAGCGACAGGGAUGGUUCUAACGGCUCGAGCAGCAAGUACUCGCACAAGACAAACAGUAACUCCUCCAACAACCGGCUCGGACCCUCGACGAGUUUUCCCAUUGACAACAACAAGUAUCACUCUAGUGGUGAAACGUCGGAUAACGUCCACGAUUCCCUGCACAUGAUGUCUUUUGGCUUAGACAAUCAGCCAAGGCGCGUGGAUCUUGGUAACGCCGAAAUCUGUCUCCCACUGAAGAAGAGACCACUGCAGAGCGACGAGUCGUCCUCGAGUGAGAGUCCAGAGAAGAAACCCAGGGUAGAAGAGAAAAAGGCCUUGACGAGGAAAAAAGUAGAGGACGUAUUCAAGACCGACGAGGAUGUGACUAGUGUUCCGGAUGAAGAACGCGUUCAGAUCAUCGAAAUCACGGAAGAGGAUUACGAGCAGCCCUACUCGGACAAAGAGGAACCCAUUCUGUCGUUGGAGGAAACGAAGAAUAUUAUUUUCAACGCUGAACCUAUUGUCAAUCCUAUUGAAACUCCUGCACCGUCGAAACUAUCAGAAAUGGAGCAGUCCAUCCGAGAUUCGUUGAGCGAGAUGAUGUCGAAUCAUGGAUUUGCGGAGCCCGAGAGUGCUCUCAACUGCCGUAAGCUGAUUCCUGUGAUCGACUCGACGAGCAGCUUGAUAGAAACUCUUACUGAUGAGUCUUUGGAAGCUUCGUUAGUGGAUUCUACAGGCAACAUUAUUAUCCCACAAGAUAUCAGUGCAAGUACUGAUUUCAAAGAUAAAGAGCUGGAAGAUAUAGAAACAGUUCAGAAAUAUUUGAAUGAGAACAACCCUUCAAUAGCGAGGGACGAAGCAAAGCAACUAGAAGCCAUGGAAGAGUCUGGCUUGUCGGAAUUAGACCAAGUGAACGAGUACUUGAGAAGAAGUAUGGAAGUACCAAUCGAAAGUGUUGGCAGAGAAGAAAUAAAAGACUUGUGCGAGGAUCGCGAAGUACUCGGUGAAAGUGUAAAAGAAAGCAAGGAAGAUGAAAGGGAAGUAGAUGUGAGAACUGCAGAGGAAAACAUGGAUAUAAAUGUUGGAACAAACAGCUAUGAAGUAGCAGAAAAUAGUAAUGAAGACGAGAACCGAGUAGAUGCAAAUACCAAAGUUGAAAAAAUGUUUGAGAAGGUUGUUAUGGAAGACAGUGGCAUGGUAGAAGAAUACAUAGACAAAAUAGAAAAACAGCAGAUAGAUGUUAAUACUGAAGAUAUAAAGGUGGAUAGAGAUCAUGAAGUAGACAGUGAAAGAUUAGAAGAAAACAGCAAGGCAGAUGAGGAUAUUGAAGUUGAAAAGAUGGAUGAUGCUACUGCUGAUUUGGAUAAAAUUACUAAUGUUGACGAAUGUGAUAAAGAAUCUGGCAAAGAGGCCAACAUAGACACACAGAUAGCAGAUGUAGGGGAGUCUCUGGAUAAAACGAGCCAAAAUGUUAUUUCUGAUAUGUCUGAGACAAAAGAAAAUCUCGAGGCUGAUGAAACUGACAUGAAAUCAGAGGUACAAAAUGCGCCGGAAAAGUCAAAGCAGAACACAGAUAAACAUGAAAUGAGCCAACAUGUUAUUUCUGACGUGCUCGAGAAAGAUGAUUGUCUUGAGGCUGAUAUUGUAGACAUGAAAUCAGAGAUAAAAAAUACACUGCAAGAGUCAGAACAGAGCACAGACAAAGACGUAGAAAUAAAAGAAUCUUCAGGACCUGAAGAUCAAACCCAGAUGAGGCUGGUUGAGGUUGACCCAAAUAUCCCAGAAUCGGAGGAAAAUGAUAUUGUAAAUGACGAGAGCAUAGACAACAGCACAAGUGAUGAGUGUAAUGAGGAUAAACUGAUGAUUGAUGAAGAGUUUGAUGAAAAAGAUCACGAAAGUAUUGAUAUAGGGAUCGAUUUGAAAGUAAAAACUGUUGAUGAUCAAGAAAAUGACAGCGAUGAUGCGCAUUUUGAACCAAGUGGUGUACAAGACGAUAGUGACCCUUCGAUUGACACAAACAGCAAAAACGUAACAGAAUUCAAUAAGGAUGAGAAAAAUAAUAAUUCAUCUGAGGAAAAUAGAGCAAAAUCAGUAGAAAACCUUGAAGAAAAUAUAAGCAAUAUAGUAGCAGAUGAUGAAAAACUAGUUGAAACAAAUCAAAGUCAUACGGCUACUGAAGCAAUAACAAAAUCUUAUGAUGAAGAAGAAAUUGAUCUGAGUAAAAAUGCCAUUGAAAAUCAAAUUGAAGAUGCUACAAUUUCAAAAGUUGGGCUUGAUGAAGUAGCCCCAAAGUUAGUUGAAGAUGAUCCGAUUUGUGCGACAUCUGUAAAGGAUAAAAACACCAAAGUAACAGAAAAUAUCUAUGUACCAGAAGUACUACCAGAGAAAAUUGACAUAAAAAUUGAAAUAAAACAAGAAGUUGACACAGAAGACGAUGAUAACGAGAUGCAAGAAAAUAAAUUAACAAUCGUCUGUGAUGAGAGCCAAAAUGAUAAAAACAAAUCCAUGUCUGUGUGCGAAAAUUUGAUUGAUUCGAAAGAGGCUGAAACCUUUGUAAAAAUAGAAUUCACUCCUAAGCCAGAAACAGAUACCUUGCAUUCAGAUGCAGUCUCGCUUGGUGUCAUUAGCACGCCAUUGAUACCAAAUAGACAGGUAGAAUCUCCCGUCGAAGAGGAAUGUCGGUACUUUGAAAACAAUAACCAUGACAAAUAUCUACGAUUCAAGGAAUUUUUGGACAAACUCGAGGCCAAUCCCAGUAAAAGCUCCAAAAGCACUGUCAAGGGAAAAAGAAAAAAAGCCGUGCCUCCGUCUGUCCCAGCUGCCCCAGCUACGCAGUCUACUCUCAAACGCAAACUCACACCCAGCCCACUUUCUGAUAAUCUCAUUGCUAACUCAAGUUACAGUGUUGAGAGUUUAGGUGCAAACGCUGGUCCUAAAAAGUCAGGUGAAGACACUGUUGUGGUGAUUAAGAAACGUAAACCUGGAAGAGCUAAGAAGGUCAACAGUAAUGCUGCCCAAGUAGUUGUAGUGCAGCAACAUCAACAAGUCGAAUCCACAGGGGAUCAAAAACCCCAGCUUUUGGAGGUACUUCCAACUCCUGGUGCUGUAGUCAAUGGAGAGAACAUUAUGAAUAUUGAUAAUGAUGGAGAUAAAAAUGUCACUGUAAAGGAUGACAAAGAAAAAAACAGGAGUAGGCAGCGAUAUUCAAGUGACGAUCUGUACAAACCACGACCACUAUUUCCGAGUUCGUCACGACGUAACAGGCGUUUUAAUAAUAAUCAGACGUAGCCGUCACUUCCGGGUCAGUCACACGUUGGCCGGCCACCUUUUUACCUCAAAGAGGCAUUUGUUAUCCUCCAAGAUGUUAUUCUCAGUGCCGAAGCCACGGAC
Messenger RNA from Copidosoma floridanum, 5547 nucleotides. RefSeq lists its product as uncharacterized. Gene Ontology annotation, cellular component: Set1C/COMPASS complex. Gene Ontology annotation, biological process: replication fork processing. The record is from RefSeq and is a predicted model, not a curated record. Lineage: Eukaryota; Metazoa; Arthropoda; Insecta; Hymenoptera; Encyrtidae.